Molecule: messenger RNA, 3075 nt
Organism: Boleophthalmus pectinirostris (great blue-spotted mudskipper)
Lineage: Eukaryota; Metazoa; Chordata; Actinopteri; Gobiiformes; Gobiidae
Gene: dlg3
Product: discs, large homolog 3 (Drosophila)
Biological process (GO): chemical synaptic transmission
Cellular component (GO): neuron projection; postsynaptic density membrane; neuromuscular junction
Molecular function (GO): kinase binding
Source: RefSeq, a predicted model, not a curated record
AGUUUUACACGCACUCGCUGACAGUCUUUCCCAAACUUACUUGUUGCUCAUGAACUCUUCUCACUCUUCUCACAUUUGAACUUUGAGUCUAUUUUAUACAAUCGUCUGUAGUCCUCGCUUUGCCGUGUGCUCUGUGCAAUAUUUAGAGUUCGUUUUCGUCCAUCUGAAAGAUUUCCUAGCUGAACUUGACUGCAGCAUGGUUCAUAAGUAUGACACGGACCGAGCAGUGGGUCUGCUCAGACAGUACCAGGCCAAUCUCACCGAUCCAGACGAGCAGUUGCUUAAGACCAGCGUGGCCAAAGUCUCUGCUGUUUUGGGCAGCCAACUUUUUAAAGCACUUCUAGAUAUUCAGGAGUGUUACGAGGUGACCUUGCAGCUGAAUGCAGAACAAACUGUUGUGAAAGAGGCAAACCGGCAGUAUGCGUGGGAGGAUGGGGCAGAGGAAGAGGAGGGUGUAUCUAUGGUGCAAGUGACCAGCAGAAGGAGUCCUCAUAAAGUUGAGCGAGUGUCAGGCCUUGUGACGCUGUCCACAGUGGAUAUGCCAGAGGCUAACCCUCCCCCCAUCAUCGUCAACGCAGACUCACUAGAUGCAGGCCCUUAUGUGAAUGGGAGUGAUGGGAUGUAUAAAUAUGAAGAAAUUAUUCUUGAAAGGGGAAAUUCUGGGUUGGGAUUUAGCAUUGCAGGAGGAAUAGAUAAUCCCCACAUUCCAGAUGACCCGGGAAUUUUUAUUACAAAGAUCAUACCCGGAGGAGCUGCUGCUAUGGAUGGGAGACUCGGAGUGAAUGACUGUGUGCUGCGUGUGAAUGAGGUGGAUGUCUCUGAGGUGGUGCAUAGUCGGGCUGUGGAGGCACUGAAAGAGGCGGGCCCUGUAGUGAGACUGCUCGUGCGUCGAAGACAAGCUCCACCUGAGACUAUCCUGGAAGUCAACCUGCUCAAAGGACCCAAAGGACUAGGAUUUAGCAUCGCUGGAGGAAUCGGUAACCAACACAUUCCUGGUGAUAACAGCAUCUAUAUUACAAAGAUUAUUGAAGGAGGAGCUGCCCAGAAGGAUGGACGCUUGCAAACUGGAGACCGUCUGUUGGCUGUGAACAACAUUGUACUGCAAGACGUGCGUCAUGAGGAGGCAGUGGCAGCACUCAAAAACACUUCUGAUAUGGUUUAUCUCAAGGUGGCCAAGCCAGGACCUGUGCAUCUUAAUGACAUGUAUGCGCCUCCAGACUACUCAAGCACCUUCCCCACUAUGGUAGACAACCACGUCAGUCACAACUACAUGGGCGCUAUGGAGCCCAAAGCCAGUCUACCCACCUCCCAGGUCACCCCAUCCAGGUACUCACCGGUCCCUCGGCACAUGAUGGGAGAGGAAGACUUCACAAGGGAGCCGAGGAAGGUGCUGCUCCACAAAGGCUCCACAGGCCUAGGCUUCAACAUCGUUGGAGGGGAGGACGGCGAAGGCAUCUUCGUCUCCUUUAUCCUGGCAGGAGGACCUGCUGACCUGAGUGGAGAGCUGAGGAGGGGCGACAGAAUUCUUUCUGUGAAUGGCGUCAACCUAAGGAAUGCCACCCAUGAACAGGCAGCUGCUGCACUAAAGAGGGCUGGACAGACGGUCACCAUAAUUGCUCAGUACAGACCAGAAGAGUAUAGUCGCUUUGAGUCCAAAAUCCACGACCUGAGGGAGCAGAUGAUGAACAGCAGCAUGAGCUCAGGGUCAGGAUCUCUGCGCACCAGUGAAAAACGCUCCCUCUACGUCAGGGCUCUGUUUGACUAUGACCGGACGAGGGACAGCUGCUUGCCGAGCCAAGGCCUGAGCUUCUCAUACGGUGAUAUUCUCCACGUCAUAAAUGCCUCUGAUGAUGAGUGGUGGCAAGCAAGGCUGGUCACGCCACAUGGAGAGAGUGAGCAGAUUGGAGUCAUUCCCAGUAAAAAAAGAGUGGAGAAGAAAGAACGAGCUAGGUUAAAAACGGUUAAGUUCCACGCCAGGACGGGCAUGAUCGAAUCGAACAGGCCUGUCAAAGUAAAGCGCAAAAAAAGCUUCAACCUCUCACGCAAGUUCCCAUUUUACAAGAGCAAGGAGAAUAUUGUACAGGAGAUGGUGGAGUCUGAACGUGAGUACUCGCUGUCUGAUCAAAGGCCAUGUUCUUCCAUCUUUUCCUUCAUGCUUCAUGUCUGUCUCUGGGCUUCCAUCUUUCACCUUUUGGGGUGAUUUGUGUCAUGCCGCCUUUCUCACCCUUUCUUUUCAGAGAGGAUGCUCACAUGCUACAAGCUGGCUGCAGUAUGUGGGGUUUUCUCUGUCGCUGUCUACCGGAGGAGUGGCUAGUUGCAGUUUGCGCUAAUGUACUGGACUCUUUAACACAUAUUAUUUGGUUAGGGCUGGGCGAUAUGGUGGUUUAAAAAAAUUUUGUGAUUUUGUUUAAUGCAGCUCUAUCAAACACACUUUCCUCACUCACUCCUUGAUCACCCUUCCUACGAUUGAGUGAGUGACGGUUGGCAUUAUCCAAUCACAUUUAAGUUUAUUACUUUACUUUAUUAUUACUUUAUUUACUUUUAAAGACGUUAUAAACAUACUGGUUGGACAGUAAUUGUGGUCGAAUCAAAAUCAUGAUCUGUCUCCAAGAAAAUAUAUUGCCCACCCCUAAUUUUGGUGUUAUGAUUUUGGACCUGUGUAAUUAAUAAACAAUUGAAUAACAGUACAUGGCCUGGUAAGCUCCUCGCACCACUCCUCUACCUCUUCCCAACUCUUGACUAACCUCUUCUUCUUCUUCUGUCUGCUUUCUUCUCUUGGUCUCUGCUCUCACCUGUCGGGACACCUAGGACUUCCCAGGGUUAAGCGAUGACUAUUAUGGAUCAAAGAGUUUGAGUAAGUGUGCAGCUGUGCUGUGUCCGGCAGCUGUCCCCAGAAUCUACAGAUGAGAAAAUGAUUUGUUACUUUACACACUUAUAGUUUGUAAGCUUGUAGUUUACAUAGGCUCCGAAUACAAAACACACAAAUUUUCAACUUUAGAUCUUUUGUUACUGAUUGGCUUAAAUUUUACUUUCAGUUGUCAAAUAAUCAUCCCUUUAUGAUUAAUGCCACCACUU